This is a messenger RNA of Brassica oleracea var. oleracea, 732 nucleotides long. RefSeq lists its product as uncharacterized. Bases 1 to 666 code for a protein of 221 amino acids. Gene Ontology annotation, biological process: endomembrane system organization. The transcript has a single exon. The record is from RefSeq and is a predicted model, not a curated record. Lineage: Eukaryota; Viridiplantae; Streptophyta; Magnoliopsida; Brassicales; Brassicaceae.
AUGUCUGCCCUUAAGCUAAGAAACGCGAACUUUCCGGCGCCGGAGAAUGAUGACCUUUCCGAGCAGCUGUCGUCAGAGACACAACCCCUGGUACUCAAAAGACAGAGGUCAGUGUCUCAACGAGCCAUGUCAAACACGCUGACAUCAGCAGCAAAUCUCUCAAACCUCCUCCCAACGGGAACACUCCUCGCGUUUCAACUCCUAACGCCCGUUUUUACUUCAAACGGCGUUUGCGAUAAUGCAACGCGUUUUCUUACCGCUGGUCUCCUCUUCCUCUUAGCCACGUCUUGCUUCAUCAGCUCCUUCACCGAUAGCGUUAAAGCCGACGACGGAACAGUCUACUACGGUUUUGUCACGUUCAAUGGUAUGUGGGUCGUUGAUUACACUGACGCGUCCGGGUUGGGUUUACCCGAUUUAUCCAAAUACCGAAUGCGGUUUGUUGAUUGGAUCCAUGCUACGUUGUCGGUUUUAGUGUUUGGAGCGGUUGCGCUGAGAGAUAAGUAUGUAACGGACUGCUUUUAUCCGUCGCCUGAGGAAGAGACUAAACAUGUUUUGGACAUUGUUCCGGUGGGGAUUGGAGUUACAUGUAGCUUAUUGUUUACGGUUUUUCCGACGAGACGUCUCGGAAUUGGGUAUCUUGUUACCGGGAAUGUUGAUCGCAGGUAAACAUUAUAGCGUUUUAAACACAUAAAGAGAACGGUAGCUUUUCUUGGUGGGUGGACUUUCUUUAUU